Molecule: messenger RNA, 716 nt
Organism: Setaria italica (foxtail millet)
Lineage: Eukaryota; Viridiplantae; Streptophyta; Magnoliopsida; Poales; Poaceae
Product: autophagy-related protein 8D
Exons: 5
Coding region: 173-529 (118 amino acids)
Biological process (GO): cellular response to nitrogen starvation
Source: RefSeq, a predicted model, not a curated record
CGGCAACCACCACUUUGCCGUCCGUCUUCCGGACUCUUCUUCCUUCCUCCUCUUCUCCAGUUCUCCUUCCGACCUUCCUUCCUCCUCCCGCAGCUGCGUCGGCCGUUUGGGGGAGGGCAAAUUUCGUCGAAGGGAAGGAAGCAAUCGACGAUUCGAUCCGAUCUGAUUCGCCAUGAAACCCUUCAAGCAGGAAUUCACCUUCGAUGAGAGGGUCCAGGAAUCCGCCGCCAUGAUCGCCAACUACCCCGCCAGGAUCCCCGUCAUCGUUGAAAGGUUUUCAAGGAGUAAUUUACCACAAAUGGAGAAGAGGAAGUACCUGGUUCCCUGUGACAUGCCCGUUGGGCAGUUCAUUUUCAUACUACGGUCCAGGUUACACCUAUCUCCAGGAACAGCGCUAUUUGUGUUUGUAAACAACACAUUACCCCAAACAGCUAGCCUGAUGGGAAGUGUGUAUGACGCGUACAAGGACAAGGACGGCUUCCUCUACAUGUGCUACAGCAGCGAGAAGACAUUUGGCUGCCUGGCCUGACCUUAUAAACGUAGAAGUUUGCUUUGCACAGUCAGAUAGCCCGUGCAUGUGUUGCCUUGUGUAUUACAACCGUGCUCGUUCUCGAUCAACUCUGUACAUAUAAGAUCGUGCUACUCCGUAUGUUAUUGUUAUUAUUAUUAUUAUUAUUAUGUUAUAAAAGAAGUACGCAUCUCAUUUUUUAAGACAG